UGUUGCAGCUAUCUCUAAUCUAGGCGGCUGGUGUAACCUGCUCAUGCAUAUACCUUCUACCUCAUCCAAGUGCAAUGUCAUUAAACACUUGAGCGUCGAAUUUAAGCAGGCAUACAUGCUGUAUUAAAACGGUAACAUCUUCUUUGUUUAGCUUUAUUAAAGAAGAAAUGCAUAGCUUAUGAUAUUUCGGAAAAUAUAUUAUACUCUCUCCCUGGCAAGCUUGUCGGUGAAGAAUAGCCGUUCACGUUCCUGGAUGUUUGAGUACACCCACCUCGUCAUGUUGCGACUGGUGACGUCCUGCCUAUUAAUCACGUUGCAAUCGCUGGAUUGAAAUGAAUUCAUCUGCCGCAAUUUGGACAGGAGCUGUCCGUGGUACUGCAACUAUUUCCCUUGAGAUAUAUAUAGCAUUAAAGAUGGGACGCAGUGAAAAAAGUCGCUAAAUAGGGCUGGUCAUAAAAGAGCGGAUGACUGUAAACUAUGGCUUAUUGGAAAUGUAAAUAUCUGAACGACCGUUUUAUUUGAUGAAACUUGGGUAAACUUUAGUCCAUCUUUGGCGUGAUCUGCAUUCUCAGUAUGCUACCCAAUAACACAUCCACAUCCACGAACGUAAGGAUUCUUACAGAAGAAAUGGAGUCCACAAAUUUCUCCCAGAAUGGAACUAUGAAUGACUCUCAGGGUAGUGCAAUACUAAUCUCCUUCAUCUAUUCCAUCGUGUGUUUGGUAGGACUUUGUGGAAACUCCAUGGUCGUCUAUGUCAUCUUGAGAUAUGCCAAGAUGAAGACAGCUACUAACAUCUAUAUCUUGAACUUGGCAAUUGCUGAUGAGCUACUGAUGUUAAGCGUUCCAUUUCUAGUGACUUCCACUUUGCUAAGUCACUGGCCUUUUGGAUCUUUGCUCUGUCGCUUAGUCCUUAGUGUAGACGCAAUUAAUAUGUUUACAAGCAUUUACUGCCUCACUGUUCUUAGCAUUGAUAGGUAUAUUGCUGUCGUACAUCCAAUUAAAGCUUCAAGAUACAGAAGACCUACAGUUGCAAAAAUCGUAAAUUUGGGAGUCUGGCUGCUUUCUAUUGUGAUUAUUUUACCUAUCAUCAUCUUCUCCAACACUGCAGCUAAUUCCGACGGUUCAGUUGCCUGCAACAUGCAGAUGCCAGAGCCCCCAAAACGGUGGCUGGAAGUUUUUGUUGUGUAUACUUUUCUGAUGGGAUUUCUUUUUCCUGUUGUGGCAAUCUGCAUGUGUUAUAUUCUAAUUAUAGUCAAAAUGAGAGUUGUAGCCCUUAAGGCAGGCUGGCAACAGAGGAAGAAAUCAGAAAGAAAGAUAACACUCAUGGUCAUGAUGGUGGUAACUGUGUUUGUGAUCUGCUGGAUGCCCUUUUACAUUGUACAGUUGGUAAAUGUAUUUGGGGGGAAGCAUGAUACGACUGUCAGCCAGCUUGCGGUUAUACUAGGCUAUGCAAAUAGCUGUGCCAAUCCUAUCCUUUAUGGCUUCCUUUCAGACAACUUUAAAAGAUCUUUUCAGAGAAUUUUGUGUUUGAGGUGGAUGGACAAUGCCACCGAAGAACCCAUUGAUUAUUAUGCUACUGCUCUAAAAAGCAGAGCUUAUAGUGUAGAAGAUUUUCAGCCAGACAAUAUGGAAUCUGACAGUAUUUAUAGAAAUGGCACUUGCACUUCACGGAUCACUACUCUCUGAAAAGAUGUACUUUUCGUUUUUUUUCUUCAGGAAACGAAUGUGUCUUAUUGAAAAAAAAACUAGUGCAUUAAUGCAAAAGUGAAAGAAAGGAACAAAUCACAUUCACACACACACACACACACACACACACACACAUAUAUGUGUGUGUGUGUGUUUCCGAGUGGUUGUUGCUGACUUAGGUCCGUGUGUACGUGUGCGUGUUGACAGUUACAUACCAUGAUACAUAAGCCGGUCUGUCUGUGUUAAGGAACUUGACUUCAUAACGGCUUCCUUGAAUCUGUUAUAAAAGUUGGCAAACGCUCGCAAAUUGUAUCCAUCAGUACUCUGGGCGGUACUGUACACAUGAAAUAUGUUAUAUAUUUGUCUGUUCAUUUACGUUAUGAAUUUAAACUAUUUUGUACAGUUUGUCAGCAAAUACAAUGUGAAAUAUAACUUAAUGUAAAGUUGUUUACCCAUGUAUGUUAAAAAAAAAACGCUUUGAGCAUUUAAACAAUCUUAUGAGGUGAUAUGUCUUUAACUGCUGCUUCAAAAAAGUUAUAUAUCAAUUUACAGUGCAUUAAGUAGUCGCCAACACAGCUAAGGUGCAGAAAUAAUGAAGUUGUUGCAUGACCCUUUAUUUCCUUUAUUUUAAUUUUUCAGAUAGUGUUCAAGUGGCAAGGGCAAAUACAGACUACAUGAAACAAUGGUCAGCACUCUGUGUUUUUAGUAACAUUUUUGUAAAUGCAACGCAAUUAUCUUUAUAUAACGUGCUGCAGUUAAACUAGAACAAUUCAGGGCAUGAUUGUGUGUGUGUGUGUGUGUGUGUGUGUGUGUGUGUGUGUGUGUGUGCGCGUGCGCGUGCGCUCUCUCUCUCUCUCUCUCUCUCUCCUAUUGCAGUUUAGACCGCAGACUGUUUCAAUUUAAAAUUAAAGGCCAUACCAGAAACUUCACUCUUUGUACUUCUAUACCUGUAUUUUUAGUUGCGGAAAUUAAAACAAUGGCGAGCUAAUUAAAAUAAAUAUGGAACUUGGUAGACUUGUCAAGAUAGUUUCCCAAACUGCAUCAUUAAUACAAUGCCAGCCUUCCAAAACACAAUGUUCUGUCUACUUCAGCGUUUUGCUAUUUUCAUAUACUUUUUAAUGAUAUCUAAGUCGUCAUAACACUCUUCAUCACUUCUUGAGGUUUACACAGCUUAUCCUUCCAAAUACUGCAUGAAAGUGCAUCGAUUUUAGUGCAAAAUGAGACCGCAUAUACCAACUAAACUAACUAUUGGAUCCUGCUUGAUGAUUUAGUUCGCAAUUGCGCAACUUGCUAAGACAUUAAAAAAUGCGCAUACCUAGCUAGCACCCCUUAACUUGUUCUGAGAAUUCCGACUAGCGUAAAACUGCUCUACGGAACUCUCACAACUUGAGCAUUUAUUUUAAUAAUAAUGGUAAAGGGGUUAACUGUAGUAAAACCGUUACCAAGCUGUUUUCCCUCAUUGUCCUUAGCUCUAAACCAGUCAGGGAGAAAUCUCAACAGAAUCAGGGAAAAGUCCAGAAAUAAUCAGGGACACUUUUAUAAUAUUACCACUUUUAACUUGAGACAUCGAAAAAGUAAGAGACUGUGAAGUAAUAUACAUUUUCUGAAGUAUAAUAAGUCUACAACUCUAAUUAAUAUCAUUAUUUAAAUGCAAUUCACUCCCUUUUCUCCAACAAUCUCCAGUUUUAAGACACAGACCUAAAACUUGAAUCAAAAUCAGGGACAGUUGAGAGGUAUGUUUGCAAGCCCCCUUCCAUACCUCUCAACUGUAUAGAUUUU
This is a messenger RNA of Protopterus annectens (West African lungfish), 3465 nucleotides long. It is a transcript of the gene SSTR1, whose product is annotated as somatostatin receptor 1. Gene Ontology annotation, molecular function: neuropeptide binding; somatostatin receptor activity. Gene Ontology annotation, cellular component: neuron projection; membrane. The record is from RefSeq and is a predicted model, not a curated record. The coding region runs from base 574 to 1686 and encodes 370 amino acids. Lineage: Eukaryota; Metazoa; Chordata; Ceratodontiformes; Protopteridae. The transcript has a single exon. Gene Ontology annotation, biological process: cellular response to estradiol stimulus; neuropeptide signaling pathway.